UUACUAGGGGCAGAGCACUGGACUAAGCGCUUGGAUUAUACGACUCGGCAGCUGAGACCAUCCCUCCCCAGUGACGGGCUGGAAGUCGAAACGGGGCAGACAGCAGAGCAAAACAGAACAAAACAAAAACAACAUGAAGAUAAACAGAAUCAUGGAGAUAGAUAGACACCUCAUUAACGAAAUAAAUAAGGUCUCCCCCCGUCCCCCGCACCAUGCGCUUCCCCCCAUCCCUGCUGCUACUGCUACUCUAUCACGGGGCCGUCGGCUACCUGCCCCCUCCGCCUGACCUGAGACGGGACCGAGGGACCGGAGUCAGCUCCCCUCCCCGCACAUCUUCCCUAGAGCCCCAGCACCUGCCUUCCCCUCCCGUGUUCCUGGAGGGUCCUGGGGCCCUUACUUUCCUCCAUCACCGCCCUCGGGUCCCUCGGGCCAAUCACUGGGACCUGGAGCUACUGACCCCGGGGAACCUGGAGCGUGAGUGUAUAGAAGAACGCUGUGACAAGGAGGAGGCCCGAGAGUUCUUUGAGGACGACUUUAGCACGGAGCUCUUCUGGGAGUCGUACAUCUUCAACGGGAAAGGCGGAGGUGGCCUCGGGAAGGGCUUGGACGUGGCCGGGCUGACCGUGGGGCUGACGGUCGCCCUGCUGCUGCUGCUCUUGACGGGGCUGGGAGUCUACUGGUACCUGAGCUGCUACCGGGACCGUGCCCGAGGCCCCAAUGGGGCCUGCAGGGCGGGGCUGGGGGUGGAGGAAAUACCCCUGCAACCGACGCCCGCCGUCUCGCCCGUCCCGCUGCCCGACCUGGCCCCGGGACUCCCGUCCUACGAGCAGGCCCUGCAGGCCUCAGGCGUCCACGACGCCCCGCCGCCCCCCUACCACGGCAAACCACCCCAACGGCCUCGCCGAGGAGACCCCGCCCCAUCGCCCCCGCCGACCAAUCCCUAGGCC
Ornithorhynchus anatinus (platypus) is the source of this 947-nucleotide messenger RNA. RefSeq names its product proline rich and Gla domain 2 (gene PRRG2). Gene Ontology annotation, cellular component: extracellular region. The transcript has 7 exons. NCBI's taxonomy places the organism in Eukaryota, Metazoa, Chordata, Mammalia, Monotremata, Ornithorhynchidae. The record is from RefSeq and is a predicted model, not a curated record. Gene Ontology annotation, molecular function: calcium ion binding. Bases 213 to 944 code for a protein of 243 amino acids.